AGAACCUUCAUCCUCGAGGUCUCCUGUCGCGCUACUGCUGUAUAUACGCAUGUUUACGGACCCUUUCGUUCGUUGCUUACUAUCCUUAAAGACAAACCCGCCUUAAUUUUCUGUCGACCGUCGCCCGUGUUCACGAUUUGACCCGAUAUUGUACCAUCUCCACCGGCUGACGCCUCGGACCGCGCAACUCUAACUACGAAAAUGGGCGGUUGAGGACUGUAUUGCACGGAUUCGAAAAGAUCAUAACACGUUUAUUCUGGUGAUUGCAUCGCAUAUAUGACUUGUCCAGACUCAUGACCUCGACAAUAACGGGGGACGUUGCCCCUAUUACUCCUCGCCAAAUAUGGGCUACAAGACCGACGACCACCAGCACUCCGGUAUACGAGCAGGGGUGCACACCGGUUUUACUUCCUAGCAACGGGUAUAUCUAUCUCAAUACCUCGUACACACUCACCCUCUCUCAAAAUGCCGUCUUCGAGCGCGUGUGUACGGGUGCGCCGAGCGAGACGUCACAUUCGCAUUCUUCCGCCGUGCUUGAUACUCGUGAUCCAUUCUACUCUUCCGCUGCCCCUCAGCUGUAUGUCAUCGGCUGCACCACGGUCAUCAGCUAUCUUCUCGUUAUCAUCCUUCUGAUUACACCGCGAACGUUCUACGUCGGGGGGCCCGGUGGUGGUGCGAAUUUCUUGAGUCGUCAUGGGAUGAUCGCUAGGUCUUACAGUGGUAAUUCUUCGGUGGUAGGGGUUGGUGGUCGACCCUGGCUGCAGAAGGUCGCGGCGAUACUGGUAGCGAUUUCCUUAACGAUUGCAACCGUGGACUCAUUUAAGGUGGCUGAAGAGCAGUACGAUUACGGCUAUUCGGAUGCCGAGGAAAUUUCGCAGACGGUAAUUGAUGGGACAGAGCUUCGCAUUGUUCGAGUCAUCUCCAGUACUUUCCUCUGGCUUGCUCAAGUUCAGACCCUAAUCCGGUUGUUUCCUCGACAUAAGGAGAAGAUUAUGAUCAAAUGGGCUGGUUUUGCAUUGAUCGUACUCGAUACAGUGUUCAGUUGCCUGGACAACUUUCUGGUGCGAAGCGAUUCCACCCACCCAAGACUCUAUGACGAUGCGAUACCCGCAUUAAGUUACCUUUUCGAACUAGCCCUUAACCUUCUCUAUGCUGCCUGGGUCAUCUUCUACUCGCUCUCAAAACACAGAUUCGCUUUCUUCCAUCCGAAAAUGAGGAAUAUAUGCAUGGUGGCUUUGUUAUCCCUCUGCUCGAUCCUUAUCCCUGUGGUAUUCUUCGUGUUGGACAUUGCAAAACCCGGCGUGGCCGGAUGGGGUACCUAUGUUAGAUGGGUUGGAUCAGCUGCAGCAAGCGUGGUCGUUUGGGAGUGGGUAGAGAGAAUAGAGGCGUUGGAGCGAGACGAGAGGAAGGAUGGCAUUCUGGGAAGGGAGAUUUUCGACGGUGACGAGAUGUUGGAAGUGACGCCCUCCGAAGAAGUCGAUUGGCCACGACAGCCUUACGGGAAUGGAAAUAACGGUGGUGGAGGGGAUACCGCUAUGUCUUCCGGGAGGAACGAAGAGAGGAAGUUGUCUCGCCGUCCUCUACGUGCUCGCGUUGGUCUGCAAGGUGGUAAUCGUAUCCGGCAUGCCGCAGUCUCCGGAUUAUCACACACGAUGGCAGCCCACCCUGCUCCUCCGCCAGUCGUGGCGACGCCAGUUAGCCGGACUGACACUACUAGUGCUAGCACAGUGUACAACGUCCGUUACCAUCCAGUGUCCAGCCCGAGCCCUCCCGUCAUCAUGCCUCAAAUGGAAGAAGAAGAGGCGGAAAUGGACGGAUCUAAAGAGAUGUCGGUAAUUUCAGAGAAUCGACAGGUAGAUUCGGUCAAUGGGGAUGGACUGUCACCACCGCAUGGCACAGAGGACCCUGUUCCGGUUAUCCGCAAAGACAACCGAUGGUUGUCUCUUGUAAACCCGUUCAGGAAACGGCACGCUUCUCCGCCAAGGGAGGUUGCGUUUGCGCAGGCAGAAGAACAGGCCACGGCGGUAAAGCAGUCUGACUUGUCGGAAGAUGAAGUAGAUGAGCCGAGGAGUUCACACCCAUUCCGUGCUCUGAACGUAUUCGGUCAGUCAGGGUCUGGACGAUAUGAACCAAACACCUCGUUACCUGUUACCGUUAUUCCAGCCCGACGUCGAGACCAGCAGGCAUGGUCACCAGAGUGGUUUGAGGAUACCGAUCGUCGUGAACCAUCGCUCAGUCAUCACCCAGCACCAUCUCGUCGCGCUGAGCUACCCGUGAAUGUUAUUCCAUCACAACCACGGUCUUCCGCCCCAUGGACCAGGCAGGGGGAUGAGGAAGGAUUCGACGGCAGUUAUGAACUACACUAUGACCCCGAGGCAGCAGCACUUGUGGGGCCUGGCUUUGGGCCUUGCCAGCCGCUUGACUAUUCAAACAAUGACCGGACAAGGCGUUCUUUGACAAUCGACGAGAGUAGUGACGGGUCCGGGGAGCACUCCAGCAUUAUCGAGGCGCAAGACCAGGGUCAAGACGUCGAGCAAUCGACAACUAGACUGUCUAGCGGGGAAGUUGGAAAUCGAGGAAGCAGGAUUCCUGGACCUGAAGGCUAGGCAUCUAGGGCGAUAGUUGAGGAAGAACUCUGACCUGGAGUUUUUCUGUUUUCUGCCAAAUACAGUGACUGACCCUGCGACGCGUCCGGAACCUCGUCAGUUGGCCCCGGCCUUGUGGCUAGCCUUGUGGGCCUUCCUGGUUGUGUUACAACAGCCGGAUAGGUGCUAUGAGAGCGCUUCGGACUCCGACAACCUGUCCUCGUUGUCAUUACAGCGUAGAGCUGAUAUACAACCAGCUUGGAUGAGCACUCCCAUUGUGACUGCUUUGCCAGGUCUCAACCCUCCUGCAGAGAAUUUGGACUUCUCUGUUGAUAACCUUUGUGGAUCUGCCAUCAGGAGCACAGGCUUAACAGGCAGGCAGAGGUCUAUUGCCACGAAGCUACGUUGAAGUUGGCUACAACACAGGUUGUCAAUCUUAUCGGAAUUGCUCCCCUCUUCCUAACGAUUUCUUGUUCACGAAUUUACUCGAAGCCAUGGUAGGGUACAAAGUCUUCAGUGUCACCGACACUGCGUUCUUGAUAUGGCCCAGGAUAGUCGGCCAUGAGAUUUCUUAGGGAAAGUAAUGCCUUGGCGAAGGAGAGGAAGAAAGAAUAAGGAUAUGCACAUAUAUAAAACCGAUGUCGAAUAGCCAUCAAAAUAUUACAGUUACUGAGCAUGAGC
This is a messenger RNA of Monascus purpureus, 3266 nucleotides long. The record is from the annotation of a GenBank genome assembly. Lineage: Eukaryota; Fungi; Ascomycota; Eurotiomycetes; Eurotiales; Aspergillaceae.